CUCCUCUCCGAGCUUCAUUCAGAAACGAACGCUCGCUUAGUACGCUUCGAGUUCUUGAACGCUACCAUUGUGCCGUUAAAUUCGCUUACGCGCCAUGUCUACUGUGUACGAUUAUCCCGCCACAACCCACCACCUUCAUGCCUACGACGCCAAACCCAUGUCGAAAACCAUGCAGUAUAGAAAAGUGAUGAAACCAUUACUGGAAAGAAAACGACGAGCCAGAAUCAAUCGCUGUCUGGACGAAUUAAAGGAUCUGAUGGUUUCUGCUUUGGCCAUGGACGAGGAAAACAUAACAAAACUAGAAAAAGCCGAUAUUUUGGAGAUUACCGUCGCCCAUUUACGAAAAUUGAAAAAAGAAAAACAAAUUCUUAACAAUCCCGUCUUGGAAGCUGACCGAUUCCGCUCCGGAUAUACUACUUGUGCCAAGGAAGUGUCCAGAGUGCUCGCUUCAACCCCCGGAGUCAACAUUCAACUGGGUACAAGGCUGAUGACGCAUCUAGGUUGUCAGCUAAACGAAUUAGACAACUUGUCUCCUAAAGUAUCCGUUCCGCUAGUAGUCAAAGUUGGACCUACAAGUGAUUUCAGUGAAGAUAGCUACCAUCAAGGAUACAGUAUGCCGUUAACACCACCAGCAUCAAGAGGCUCGCCUUCUCCGAUUAGUGUAAGUGAUUGUGACAAUAGUCAAGUUUGGCGACCGUGGUAAAUUCGUAAUAACAAACUGCGUUUUUGUAAAUAUGGACAAUUAUCGCAAAUUCUUUAAAAGCUUUAUUCUAUUAUAGUAUUUAUUUAUGUGAUAUUAGAUUAAGGAGAAUAAUAUUGAAUUUGUAAAAAAAUUAAAAUGGUACAAAACUAAUAUUUGUUAACUGUGAUAUUAAAUCCUAGGUUUUUCAUAUUUUAAUAAAAAAAUUAAAUUUA
Sitophilus oryzae (rice weevil) is the source of this 915-nucleotide messenger RNA. RefSeq names its product enhancer of split m7 protein-like. The record is from RefSeq and is a predicted model, not a curated record. Gene Ontology annotation, biological process: regulation of transcription by RNA polymerase II; regulation of neurogenesis; anterior/posterior pattern specification. Gene Ontology annotation, molecular function: RNA polymerase II cis-regulatory region sequence-specific DNA binding; DNA-binding transcription factor activity, RNA polymerase II-specific; protein dimerization activity. Bases 95 to 703 code for a protein of 202 amino acids. Gene Ontology annotation, cellular component: nucleus. The transcript has a single exon. NCBI's taxonomy places the organism in Eukaryota, Metazoa, Arthropoda, Insecta, Coleoptera, Curculionidae.